Patiria miniata (bat star) is the source of this 2367-nucleotide messenger RNA. Its product is annotated as X-ray repair cross-complementing protein 5-like. NCBI's taxonomy places the organism in Eukaryota, Metazoa, Echinodermata, Asteroidea, Valvatida, Asterinidae. Gene Ontology annotation, cellular component: nucleus; Ku70:Ku80 complex. The record is from RefSeq and is a predicted model, not a curated record. Gene Ontology annotation, biological process: cellular response to gamma radiation; cellular response to X-ray; telomere maintenance. The coding region runs from base 150 to 1958 and encodes 602 amino acids. The transcript has 15 exons. Gene Ontology annotation, molecular function: DNA helicase activity; damaged DNA binding; telomeric repeat DNA binding.
UUCGGUCAAAGGUCAACCCGAAUACCAACAACAAGCCCGAACAUGUGAGAAGUUGCAUUUUUUAUGAACACGAAAUUGUCUAUUUUCUAGUCUAUACUCUCCAAGAUUUGACUGAUUGGUUGAAGUAGUAGGUGAAACCUCUAGGCAGCAUGAGCAACUGGGGUAAUUGGGGGACAUCCUUCGGCUAUGCAGACGGCAGUGGUGAUGAGGACGAGGAUGGGGAUGCGGGGUACCAGACCGCCUUUAGCACUAAGGACGGUCUCAUCUUCCUGGUGGACUGCGGCGAGUCUAUGUUUCAGAAGGCGGAGCCUGACGAGGACAGCCAUUUCCAGCUUUGCGUCAAAUGUGCCCGCAGUGUGUUGACCAAUAAGAUCAUCAGCAGUGACAAGGAUAUGUUGGGAGUUGUCCUCUUUGGAACGGAGAAGAACAAAAACAGCGGGAACUUUGAACACGUCUACGUACUUCAGGAUCUUGACAAUCCCAGCGCUGCACGAAUUCUGGAACUUGAAAGCUUGUUAGAGGAUGAUUAUGACUUCAAGGCCAAUUUUGGCCAUAAUGCCGGCUUCUCACUCAGCGAUGCACUUUGGACAUGCUCCAAUAUGUUUUCACAGAGCACCCAGAAAAUUGGUCACAAGAGAGUUCUACUGUUCACCAACAAUGACGACCCCCACGCUAACGACCUCGCGGCCCAACGGCAAGCCAAGACCAAGGCUAAAGAUCUGCAUGAGAUUGGCAUCGACAUUGAACUCAUGCAUCUGGCUCAACCAGGCAAAGACUUCGACCAUUCCAAGUUUUAUCAGGACAUUGUGUUUUCACCAGACGACGAAGAUCUUGGCGUCCUGCCAGACCCAGCCGAGAAGUUUGAGGAGUUGCUCAAUCGAGUCCGGGCCAAGGACCACAAGAAACGCUCGCUGGGAAGACUGAAUUUUAACCUUGGCCAAGGGUUGGAUCUCGGAGUAGGAGUUUAUAAUCUUGUACGACAACAGACCAAACCAUACCCAGUCAAGCUGUACAAGAAAACCAACGAACAACUCAAAAGCAAGUCACGCAUGUUCUGUGAGGAUACCGGAGAACUACUCAUGCCGACAGACAUUAAGAAAUAUCAGAUGUACGGAGGAAGGAACAUCGUCUUUGAAAAAGAAGAAAUUACUGAAAUGAAGAACUUUGGCGAAUCAGGUUUAGUUCUGAUGGGUUUUAAGCCUCGCUCUUCCCUCAAGCGAUAUUUCCACAUCCGCCCCUCCCAGUUUCUCUUCCCCGACGAAAGUGUGGUCAAGGGAAGCACCUCCCUGUUUUCCGCCUUGCUCCAGCGUUGCCUGGCGAGGGACGUGGUUGCAAUCUGUCGUUUCAUCCCGCGCAAGAACUCCACGCCAUUCUUUGUCGCACUCUGUGCCCAGGAGGAGGAGUUGGAUGAGCACAAUGUUCAGGUCACGCCUCCCGGAUUCCAUCUCAUCUACUUACCCAACUCCGAGGACAUCAGGAAACUGACCCUCCCUGAACAACCCAGAGCGAAUGUUGAUCAGAUCGACAAAGCCAAAGAGGUCAUCAAGAAGCUGCAGUUCAAAUUUAAGAGCGAGAAUUUUGAGAACCCAGUCCUGCAGACACACUACCGCAACCUGGAAGCUCUAGCCCUCGAUCGGGACAAACCAGAAGACAUCGUAGAUCAUACAGCCCCUGACUUUGCCAUGAUUACCAAGCGGGCUGGGGACAAGAUCGAAGAAUUCAAGGACUUGGUUUUCCCCGAUGGGUAUGUGCCUGGUGCCAAGCAACGUAAGGUUGGGGGUGAUUCCAGCAGAGCAAAGCCAACAGUCGAUGUGGAUAUGAACCAGUAUGCCCAACAGGGAAAGCUGGGUAAGUUGACCGUUGCUGUCCUGAAGGAAUUCUGCUCCAAGAACGGUCUCUCCACUGCGGGCAAGAAAAACGAUCUCAUCAAGACCGUCUCAGGUCACUUUGGUGUUUGAAUCCCGACCUAUGACCUCGCCAGGCCUUAACACUUCCAACUACUGUUCAUCUCUGUUUUCUUUAUAGUCUGGUGGCAUAUGGUCGGAAUUGUGACCGACUGGUCCAAAUCACCAAACAUGGCAGAUGGAUUCUUGUAGCCCUAAAGAAGAUAUUUCGAAGGGGUGACAUCUAAAACAAAUUGGGGAAGGGUGCCUAAUUUGCAUAAAUCGUUAAUACCUGCCGUGUAAUAUAUUUGAUUCCCAUAUUGGGUACGUUUUUAUUUUAUAAUUUUUUGAAAAGUAUAUUCUGGGAAUUCCACUUACAUAUCCUUACUUAAAUAAUAUUUCAUAAAAGCAUAACAGAGACUAGACGAUUACGAGGACAUAAUAAUUAAUAAAGAUAAAAAAAUGGCUACCAUUAUACCCUAAA